Messenger RNA from Callorhinus ursinus (northern fur seal), 555 nucleotides. RefSeq names its product cripto, EGF-CFC family member (gene CRIPTO). The record is from RefSeq and is a predicted model, not a curated record. NCBI's taxonomy places the organism in Eukaryota, Metazoa, Chordata, Mammalia, Carnivora, Otariidae.
AUGGACCGCAGAAAAAUGGAGCGCUUCUCUUGCAGUGUGAUUCUGAUCAUGGCCAUUUCCAAAGCGUUUGAACUGGAAUUGGUUGCUGGCUUGGGUCACCGUGAACUUGCCAGGAGAGAGCCUCCCUUAAGAGAUGACAGCGUUCGGUCCCGGGAGGAGCCUGCAGUCCGUCACCGGUCUUCCCAGUUUGUGCCGUCGUUAGGAAUCCAGGAUAGUAAGGAGUUAAACAGAACUUGCUGCCUGAAUGGGGGAACCUGCAUGCUGGGGUCCUUCUGUGCCUGCCCCCCCUCGUUCUAUGGCCGCAACUGUGAGCAUGAUUCCCGCAAAGAGAACUGUGAGUCCGUGCCCCAUGACACCUGGCUGCCCAAGGGAUGUUCCAUUUGUAAAUGCUGGCGCGGCCAGCUUCACUGCUUUCGGCAGACGUUCCUACCGGGCUGUGAUGGCCACGUGAUGGAUGAGCACUUCCUGGUCUCCAGGACUCCAGAAUUAACACUGUCUUCGGGCACCAUUUUUUCGCUAGCUGGCGUCUGCCUUGCUCUACAAAGUUACUGUUAA